AUGAAUGGAGCCGUAGAAGCAACCAACAAGAAUAUCAAGAGGAUAUUGAGGAAACUGAUGGAUAAUUAUAAAGGCUGGCACAAGCAGUUGCCUUAUGCUUUACUGGGAUACCAUACUACGGCCAGAACUUCAACAGGAGAAACUCCAUAUUUGUUAGUCUACGAUACUAAAGUAGUCAUACCCGCCGAAGUUGAGAUACCUUCUUUGAGAAUCAUUCAAGAAGCCGAGCUGGAUAAUGCUGAAUGGGUCCGAGCUCGAUAUGAGCAGUUGGCUUUAAUCGACGAGAAAAGGAUGGUCGCCCUAUGCCACGGUCAACUAUACCGCCAAAAGAUGGUAAGAGCCUUCAACAAACGAGUCAGGGCUCGACUCUUUCAAAUUGGGCAACUGGUGCCCAGAAGGAUUUUCCCACAUCAAGAUGAAUACAAAGGAAAAUUCGCUCCCAACUGGCAAGGUCCCUACAUGGUCCACAAAGUACUCUUCGGAGGAGCUGUAGUACUGGCAGAAAUGGAUGGACAAGAGUGGCCAAAGCCGAUCAACUCAGAUGCAACCAAGCGCUACUAUGCAUGA
Molecule: messenger RNA, 567 nt
Organism: Lycium ferocissimum
Lineage: Eukaryota; Viridiplantae; Streptophyta; Magnoliopsida; Solanales; Solanaceae
Exons: 1
Coding region: 1-567 (188 amino acids)
Molecular function (GO): nucleic acid binding
Source: RefSeq, a predicted model, not a curated record